AUGGAGACACAGUUGAGUGGAGACACAGUUGGAGACACGUUGGUGGGGACACAGUUGAUGGAGACACAGUUGGUGGGACGCAGUUGGGGUGGGACACAGUUGGUGGUGACACAGUUGGUGGGGACACAGUUGAUGGAGACUGAGUUGGUUGGGAGACGGUUGGUUGGAUGCACGUUGGUGGAUGCGCAGUUGGUGGGAGACACAGUUGAUGGAUGCACAGUUGGUGGCGUCACAGUUGAUGGAGACGCAGUUGGUGGUGACACGGUUGGUGGAGAACAGUUGGUGGAACACGGUUGGUGGGACACAGUUGGUGGUGAUUCAGUUGGUGGAGACACAUUGGUGGAGACACAGUUGAGUGGAGACGCAGUUGGUGGAUACACGGUUGGUGGAGACACGGUUGGUGGGGACACAGUUGAUGGAGACACAGUUGAUGGAGACACAGUUGGUGGAGACACAGUUGGUGGAGACACGGUUGGUGUAUGCACAGUUGGUGAGGUGACACAGUUGGUGGAGACACAGUUGGGUGGAACAUCAGUUGGUGGAACACAGUUGAUGGAGACACAGUUGAUUUGGAUGCACGUUGGUGGAGACACAGUUGGAGACAUAGUUGGUGGUGACACAGUUGGUGGUGACACGGUUUUGGAACUGCGGUUGGGGUGGGACACAGUUGAUGGAGACACAUUGGUGGUGUGCACAGUUGGUGGAGACACAGUUGGUGGAGACACAGUUGAUGGAGACACAGUGGUGGGGACACAGUUGAUGGAGACACAGUUGUUGGUGCUGUCACAGUUGGUGCUGUCACAGUUGGUGGAGACACAGUUGGUGGUGUCUGCGGUUGGUGGAACAGCAGUUGGUGGAGACACGGUUGGUGGAACAGGUUGA
Molecule: messenger RNA, 882 nt
Organism: Homarus americanus (American lobster)
Lineage: Eukaryota; Metazoa; Arthropoda; Malacostraca; Decapoda; Nephropidae
Exons: 7
Coding region: 1-882 (293 amino acids)
Source: RefSeq, a predicted model, not a curated record